UGGUGUUGUGACUGAAUGAGACGUCCUUCCCUGAAACCAGAAGCAGCCACAGUUUUAACUUGAACGCAUGUGGAGGCUAAAACGCGAACUCCUCGUUGCUUUUACAUUGUAGGCGCUGCAGGUUUAAAAUCCCGGAAAGCGUGUGUUAGCCUCAGCUGGUCAGCUAACGGCUAAUAAAGGAGUUACCAAACAAGUGUCCUGCCACUGAGCUUCAGUACGAGCCAGUUUGAGCCAGCACAUAAGCCUCACUGCGAACAUGUCAGCCGCGCAAAACGAGUCCAGGAAACGGAGCAAGAAGCGGUAUGUGGCCGGCCACCACAACAAGCGGUGGAAGGGCUCCCGAGAGCUGGAGGUGGGCAUGGAGGGGAUCCUCAUCACAUGCAAUAUGAAUGAGAGGAAGUGCACCGCGGAGGCCUUCAAUCUGCUCAGUGAAUACGCCGACAAGCUGUAUGGACCCGAGAAGUUGCAAGAUAAUACUGGAAGCAGCAGUGAAGAAGAAGAGGCUGAAGAAGAAGAUGUUGAUGUCGCACUGAAGAAGGAAGUGGCACAGCUGCAAGCAUCUGGAGCUAAACAAGAGAGGCGUUUCCAGGCUUUGGACAGCGGGGCAAACAAUGUCAUCUUCAUCAGAACUCAAAAUCUGGAAUCUGACAAGUUGGUUCAUCACAUUCUGUCUGAUCUCCACACCACCAAGAAGAAAAAGUCCCGUGUGAUCCUUCGAAUGCUACCAGUAACCGGAACAUGCAAGGCCUUCCAGGAUGAUAUGGUAAAGUACCUGACCACUUUCUUGGAGCCUUGGUUCAAAACCCCAAAUUGUGCGACCUAUCAGAUCGCCUUCAAGGCCCGCAACAGCAGCCACAACAAGAGAGACGAAAUCAUCAAGUCUAUUGCAGGUCUUGUUGGGAAACUGAACCCUAAGAACAAAGUGGAUUUGACAAACCCAGAACUGACAAUCAUUGUGGAGGUCAUCAAGGCUGUGUGUUGCAUCAGUGUGGUAAAAGACUAUACACUGUACAGAAAGUACAAUGUUCAGGAAGUAGUAAAAGAGGACGCACCGAAGCCUGAUGUGACCACAACAAAAACAGAUCCAAACAAACCUGAGCAGAAGGAGAAACAGAACACAGGGGAGACAAACCAAGAAGACAAGAAAGGUGACGAGGAAAAUGACAAAAAUGUGCCACAGGACAACAAGGAGGCUGAUAAAGAUGAAGGUGAGGGGGAAUAAGGGUCACAUUUAAAGAAACAGAUUGUCAGUUGGUGUGUUAGAUUUAAUAUUUCUCAGAGACAUUAAGUUGCGUUAUAUUGUAGUACUUUUGUUUUAGAAAAUAUACGUUUUUUUUUUCCAUGACUGAUAACAUUACAAGGUUGGCAGGAGUCAAACAGGAUCCUAAUAUAAAAUGUCUUUUUUCUGUUCAUGAAGUUAUCUGUGAUACGUCAGUACCAACUUCAUUGAGAUGUCCAUUUUAAAUUGCAGUGAUUUUGAAUUAACCGUACAUGUCACCAUUCUGCAGCAUAACAGCUCACGGUUUUUAUUUUUUAUGCUGAAUUUUUUAAUUUGUGUGUCAUUUUAUUUUUGACAUUUUAAGUGAAAGAAAAGAGUUUGGUUCAGGUCAGCUUGUGUGUCACAUGUAGUAAUAAACUGUUUUUGUAAGAAACAUAAUUUCCUAAAGCACUACCUGAAUUAAAGCUGCCAGUGUUUUUGACUGUA
Toxotes jaculatrix (banded archerfish) is the source of this 1705-nucleotide messenger RNA. It is a transcript of the gene thumpd1, whose product is annotated as THUMP domain containing 1. The transcript is spliced from 5 exons. Lineage: Eukaryota; Metazoa; Chordata; Actinopteri; Toxotidae. The record is from RefSeq and is a predicted model, not a curated record. Gene Ontology annotation, molecular function: RNA binding. The coding region runs from base 257 to 1222 and encodes 321 amino acids. Gene Ontology annotation, biological process: tRNA modification.